UGCUGUAUUUGUAAAGAGAAAGCUAUAUUUGAUGACGAGAAUGUGAUCAUGAACUACAAGUGAUCAAAAAAGUAUCAUUGUUAUCAUAAAAGCUGCCUUAAAAGCAAUGUUACUAAUGCCCUCUUGUCAAGCGUAAAUCCAACUAAGUGAGAUGCUACUAAUUGUAAGGCCUAUCUUGAACAAGUAAGCUCUGCAAAGUAAAACUUUAGCUGUUAGGAAUAUCCUUGAUCCUGAGCAUGUCCCUCUCCAUUCGAUAGUCCAAAUGAAUCAAAGCUUGUAUCAAAGUAGCAUCCUGUACUAUUGCUCCAAAUGUGAUAUAAUUAAGGUAAUCAGAAAGACCAGAAGACUACCAAACCUGACAAACAUCAGCAUUGAUUGUCAUAAAGAAAUGUAUGAUCUAAGAGACGUCUGGAGAAUGAACAAUGACAAGAACCUGACUGAAAAUUCAAGAAAUUACAAGUCAAUAGCUGAGCAGUACCUUCCUAGCCCGAACAACUCGCCAAAAUUUUCAGGCGAAGAACUCCCUAACUUUCUCAAGAAAGCAAUGAAAAAGGUUGAGACUACCUGCGUCAAGUGCACCAAUUGCAAUAAAUGGAAAAUUAAAGAUUAUCGUCUAAGAUGCAAUUGCAAAAUGCAAACGAAGAUGAUUUUACAUCCAUAUUUGGACUAAAAGAGUCAAAAAGUUCUAAGGAACACCCCAAGGGAGCUCAGAGACACUCUAUGUCUCUAGAUGAGCCCCCUGUUCCCUCCACUGGGAACAAAGACAUUUAAUAACUUUUUACGUAUUU
Moneuplotes crassus is the source of this 788-nucleotide messenger RNA. The record is from the annotation of a GenBank genome assembly. NCBI's taxonomy places the organism in Eukaryota, Ciliophora, Spirotrichea, Euplotida, Euplotidae.